AAACUGAUGAACGAUUCAAAGGACGGUCAUUUGUCCUUGUCUGCAUUUCACGAAGGCACUUCUCAGGGAGAAAGAGAAGAACCGAUGGAUCCCCUCGGAUCCCAUAGAAAUCUUUCUGCCGAUUUUCGCGAAGAUACAAAUUCCAAACAUGAUAAGGCACAAAAUCCAGUUGUACGAAAUAAGAAUUUAGAGCUCAGUAGUUACUUUGCUGGAGAGCCCACUCAGGAUGAUCCAUUCGAAGCCGUUUUUCAACCGAAAGGUGGCGGAUUGCAUGAAACCCCGACAACUGCCGUUAUCAACAAGCCAGCAGCCCCCGUUACAGCGCCGGUUGCGAACAAAUCAGCGGUUUCACUCGAUUCUGCCACGCUGAAUCGUUUGCGCCAACGUGAUGCCUGGCUGCCAUCUGAGACUACCAAGAGUGCGUUAAAUCAACAAGCCCAAGGGAAGCAAUCCGCCGAUGUUGCAGAAAUCAAACCGGUCCUCUCACCUCGCGAGGGGACGGAGGCACUCUCGUCGGGAGCAGAUUUAAACAAACUGAACGAUCCCUAUCAUGCAUUGCUAUUGAACUAUUUACGUGAUGAAGCCACCGUCGAUGCCUUGCGCCACGUUCCCAAUCCAGUCGAACAAACAACAGUUGGUCCCGAAAACCUGAAGGAAUUGAUUGUAAGUUGUUCUUACGUAAAAAAACAGAAGUUGCUACAAUGGAUUUUUCAUCGUUGA
Messenger RNA from Echinostoma caproni, 720 nucleotides. The record is from the annotation of a GenBank genome assembly. Lineage: Eukaryota; Metazoa; Platyhelminthes; Trematoda; Plagiorchiida; Echinostomatidae.